UGUUCUGGCGGCCCUUAUCCCUAACCUUCCUUUUUGGCGCUAACAGCCCCUGUGUUCAUUUGCUGCCUAAUUGGACUGUAUGAGACCAAUAACAGACGAGCGCACACAGCCUGCAGCCAGAGCGCACAGAGAGAGGGGAGGAUACUCUCUCUCUCUCUCUCUCUCUCUCUCUCUCUCUCUCUCUUUCUCUCCCUCCCCUCGCCGUCUCUCCCUUAAUCCCAUUUGCCAUUGUACAUGCCCAAUCGCCUAUACUUUCCGCAUUUAACUUGGAUGACAUUUUUAUUUCAUCAUUAGCCUAGCAUCAGACGCCAGACUGACUGACACGGUGGACACUGUUUGUGGAAAGAGCCCGGAAUGAGAUUGCAUUUUCACGUUUAUACAUGUUUUUUCCCCCCCUCUUUCACCCCUCAAACACUUUAUUUUAUUAUUAUUUUUAGCCUAAACGGACGUGUGUUUUGACGCGCUCUCCGGGUGCGAAGUCGAGUCUCCGUGUUCAGUCACUGAGAGAAAUAAAACAGGGACUCCUCGCAGCCAGGAUAUCGACAGCCUGUAAGUCAGCCUUGCUUGCCCCUUUCCCCCCCUCCCUCCUUCUUUGAAUUCCUGCUUCCGUGGUCCUCUGCGUUCAGACCACAGCCACAGCGAUGCCAGAGACAACGCAAGAGACGUGCGCUUCGGCCAAGGACUCCCCUUUCUUCAUUAAGAACCUGCUGAACUGUGAUAGCAAACCGUCCAAACCCAAGCCCGUACUGACUGCCACCAAGGCGGCCUUGGAGGGAGGAUUUUCCCUUUCCCAGGUCGGGGACUUCAACUUUCCACGCUUUGACCUUCCCGCGCAAAGGUUCAGUCUACCGGCUCACUACUUGGAGCGCACCUCGGCGUGGUGGUACCCCUACGCUCUCAGCUCAUCCGCCCACUUACAAAGAACCGAAGUCACCGAGAAACCAGGAGCCAGAGACUCCUCUCCAACCUCGGGCACAGACAGAGACUCGCCGGACCUAGUGCUUAAAUCCGAGCCAGAGGCCAAAGACGACGACGACGACGAUGAGCACAACAACAAAAGCGGCGACGAGAUAAUCCUGGAGGAGAGCGACACGGAAGAAGUCAAAAAAGAGGAGCUGGAGGAGUGGAAGAAGAGGGACGACGAAAAGAAGCCGUGUCGCAAGAAGAAGACGCGCACGGUUUUUUCCCGAAGCCAGGUGUUCCAGUUGGAGUCCACCUUCGACAUGAAGCGCUACCUGAGCAGCUCGGAGCGGGCCGGCCUGGCCGCCUCCCUCCACCUGACGGAGACUCAGGUGAAGAUUUGGUUCCAGAACAGAAGGAACAAGUGGAAAAGGCAGCUGGCCGCUGAGCUGGAGGCCGCCAACCUGAGCCACGCCGCGGCGCAGAGGAUAGUCCGGGUUCCCAUCCUGUACCACGAGAACUCGUCCUCGGAGGGCGGAGGCGCAGCUGCCAACGUGCCCGCGAGCCAGCCCCUGCUCACCUUCCCGCACCCGGGCGUCUACUACUCCCACCCGAUCGUCACAUCCGUGCCACUGCUCAGACCGGUUUGAAAAGAGCUGAGGCGCAAGUUGGUGUUCAUUUUCCAAAUCAGCUCAUCCGAAGCGUGAAUAAAAAGGCUUAAUAUUUUUGUACAACUGACUGACUGAAUAACAAAAAACAAAAAGAAGAAAAGAAAGAAAAGAGACGCACAGUCAGGCCUGCAUGGACCUGUUUUGGCAAAUAAAUUGUCAUUUUCCAUAAGGGUGCCGUUUACACGUGAUCCGACAAUUCAAAUCCCUUGUUAUUAUUAUUAUUAUAAUUAUUAUUAUUAUUAUCAUCACCUCAGGAGUCCACCUGCUUACACUGCCCGAUCCUAAUGAGUGUCUUUUCAUUUUUCCCUAGUUUUGACACGACUGUUGCUGGACAGGCCAACUGUGUGUGUGAUGUACAAAAACUUUCAUUGUUUACAAAAACUGGAGACCUAAAAGCUCCCGCCUGCUUAUCAUCCACCAAUUAUUCGAUUUUACUUACAUUUCAUGAGCUAAUUACACGAUGAUGUGCAAUACACUGACGGUGGGCUUUUUCUGUUCACGGUGGGAUAUUGAUGGGGCUUUACUGUAAUUUCCGUUUCCUGAAUUUUUUUUAUUAUUAUUAUUAUUUGCUUUGACGGGGGACGACAAUCAGGACACUCUCAGCUGUAAAAUACCCAUGUAGCUUUAUGUUUUAGUGAUUCUCACUCUUGUUGCCUCCACAUGGACUCGUCCUUCAAGCACAAGUGUGAGCUCCAGUCUUAAUCUACUUUGUGUUUUUGGAGAGGAACGACAAAAAUGUCGACUACACUGGUGUAAAAAUAUGUAAAUGUCUAUAUUUAAUGAGACAAGGGGGGGUUGGGGGGAGAAGCUGCCACCUGCGGCUUCUCCUUUGUACAGUAAAAACAGCGUUUUGAUAUUGUAUUGCUGAACCAUGUUGUGAAAUAAAUGGAAAAAAUAUCUCUUACAU
Molecule: messenger RNA, 2478 nt
Organism: Scatophagus argus
Lineage: Eukaryota; Metazoa; Chordata; Actinopteri; Scatophagidae
Gene: hmx3a
Product: H6 family homeobox 3a
Exons: 2
Coding region: 642-1550 (302 amino acids)
Biological process (GO): regulation of transcription by RNA polymerase II
Cellular component (GO): nucleus
Molecular function (GO): DNA-binding transcription factor activity, RNA polymerase II-specific; RNA polymerase II transcription regulatory region sequence-specific DNA binding
Source: RefSeq, a predicted model, not a curated record